CUGGAGACCAUCCUGAACCUCUGUGCUGAGUACAACAAAGGGGAGGGCACGGGGCUGGACCCGCUGGGCUCCGGGAGGACGGGCUUCCCGGGGGGCUUCGUGGACGGCCCCGGACGGAGGCCCUCGGCGGAAAACGUCCUCGGCGGGGCGCCGUCCUCCGCCGCGCUCCGGCUGGCCCAGCGGCAGAGGGAGAGCGACGAGGAGAACCUGAAGGAGGAGUGCAGCAGCACGGAGAGCACCCAUCAGGAGGUGAGGACGUCCGCCCCCCGCGCGGCCCCGCCACUGCACAAUGGAGAGCCACAGCACGAGGACUCGUCCAGCUCAGGCAGCGCAGGCCGCUCAGAGCUGGCUUACCUGGAGGACGAGAGGGUCCGCGUUCUGGCUCGGAUCGACGAGCUCAAAAACAGGCUGACCGAGCUGGAGCAGCAGCUCCAAGAGUCCAAACAAGAGGCGGAGAUGGAGCGCGCCCUGCUGCAGGGCGAGAGACAGGCGGAGCUCGACCAGAUCGAGGCCGAGAAGGACAUCAUCGCUCAGCUGCAGCGCAAGCUGGACGAGCUGGAAAGCGCCAUCCAGCGGGAGAAAGACAAGGAAAGCGCUAACGUUGAGGCUGAGCGACAGGCCCUGCAGAGACUCCAGGAGGGCUACGCUGAGCUGAAGAACCAGCUUCACAACUGUCCCGAGUCCCUGCGGGAACAGCUGCAGGAACAGCUCAAAAGGGAGGGAGAGGUGCUGGAAGCUGGGACUAAGAAGUUCGAGGACCUGGAGUUUCAGCAGCUGGAGAGAGAGAGCAGCCUGGAAGAGGAACGAGAGACCAUGAGCCAGCAACUGCUCCUGGAGAGGGCCGAGUACCACAGCAGCGUGGCCAAAAGGAAGGAGAAGGUCUCUGCUCUGGAGAAACAGUCCAGCCAGCUGGGUAUGCAGACAUCUCAAGAGUGCGAGCGGCUGUCCAAAGACAGGUUGCUCACGCUGCAAAUGCUCCAAAAGGAGAAGGAGCGACUGUCGGCCCUGGAGAAGCGAUACCAAACCCUGACCGGAGGAAAGGCCUUCCCCAAGUCUUCCACUGCAAUGAGGGAGGAAUCGCUCCAGAUCAGCGAGGCUGACCUGUUACUGGAGGACGCCCGCUCCUCCAAGUACUCCCUCUCUGCAUCCUCCCCCUACUACGUACACCCCCCCCCUCCCGGUCAGUUGUACCCCGGCAGUCCCACGGAGAUGAAGGUGUUCACUUUUGGGGACGUCUGUCUUUCCGAAAGUCACCCGGAGGCCGCAGUUGUCACAUCACGCGCCGGUGUGCAAAGCUCGGUGCGCGGCGGACUGGAGCAGAAAGAGUCAACGUGUGUGUGCGUGUAUGUUAUGUGUGCGUGUGCGCGUUCUGCGCCCCGAGGCUGGGGAGGCGCCCCCCUCCGCUGUUUUCUCAUGGCUUCUCGUCCUGUCUGGCUGGCCUCGGCCCAUUCUCAGGAAGACCCCAGGCUGCCGGACGCCUAUAAGACGCGUGGUGACCGGCGCGAAAGCGGCGACUGGCACGGCCGCUCGUUCGCCGUCGAUCCUGCGUUAGCCGGCGAGCACCAGAAUGAGGCCAGCAAGCCUUAUCUCGCCAAGAUAGAUUUAGAGCAGUGGUACCAGGAGCUGAUGGUUGGGUCCAGCCAGCUCUAUGCCCCCCCCCCUGCCAGCCAAGUCUUCCGCUCUAAGCUGGACAGCGAUCCAGGCCUGUCGCACCACCAGUCUAAGUCCGGCCCCGGAUCUCCUCUGCAGCACGGAGCAGCAACACUGGGACGCAACUCAAGCUCAAAGCAGAGCCCCCUGCUGGCAGUCGGCAGCACCGGCAGCCUGCCCAGGAACCUGGCCGCAACGCUCCAAGACAUCGAGACGAAGAGACAGCUGGCUCUGCAGCAGAAAGGUAACCGGGCUGUUCCCACGCCUCGCGGCUCCAGUCAGCAGGUGAUCGAGGAGCAGCGCCGGCGUCUGGCGGAGCUCAAGCAGCGGGCGGCGGCCGAGGCCCAGUGCCAGUGGGAGGCGCUCCACGGCUCCCAGCCCCUCCUCCUGACCUCCUCCUCCCCGUCGCUCUCCUACUCACCCGUCAUGGCCUACGGCCCCAUGCUGGGCCACGGGGGCUUCGGGGGCGGCCCCCCGCUGGUCCACCACUCCAUCCUGCACCACCAGCCGCCGUCGGCCGGAGAGCAGCCCUACGACACGCUCAGCCUGGAGAGCUCGGACAGCAUGGACACCAGCGUGUCCACCGGGAACAACUCCGCCUGCUCGCCGGACAACAUGUCCAGUGGGGGAGCCGUGGACGCGCUGAAGAUUGAGGAGAUGGAGAAAAUGCUGAAGGAGGCACAACUGGAGAAAGCCAGACUUAUUGAAUCGCGGGAACGAGAGAGCCUAGCUCGCCGUCAGAUGCUGGAGGAGGAGAGGAGGAGGAGGGAGGAUGCAGAGAAAAGACUGCAGGAUGAAACGUUCCACCGGCAGCAGCUUGUGGAGAAAGAGGUCAAGAUGAGGGCCAAGAACUUCUCUCAGGCCCGUCCCAUGACUCGCUAUCUGCCAAUCAGGAAAGAGGAGUUCGACCUGCGCUUGCACGUGGAGUCGUCGGGCCACAACGUAGAGACGUGCUAUCACGUGAUCCUCACAGAGAAGAUGUGCAAAGGCUACCUGGUGAAGAUGGGAGGCAAGAUCAAGUCCUGGAAGAAACGCUGGUUUGUGUUCGACCGCCUCAAGCGAACAUUCUCCUACUAUGUUGGGAGCCUCAUUGAGAUGCGGCGCCGGGCCUCGUCUCCUGACCUUGAACCGGACAAACACGAGACCAAGCUGAAGGGAGUGAUCUACUUCCAGGCAAUAGAAGAGGUCUAUUACGAUCACCUCCGCAGUGCCACAAAGAGCCCGAACCCCUCGCUGACCUUCUGCGUGAAGACCCACGACCGCCUUUACUACAUGGUGGCGCCCGCCCCCGAGGCCAUGAGGAUCUGGAUGGACGUGAUCGUCACGGGGGCGGAGGGAUACACGCAGUUCAUGAACUGA
Menidia menidia (Atlantic silverside) is the source of this 3009-nucleotide messenger RNA. The record is from the annotation of a GenBank genome assembly. Lineage: Eukaryota; Metazoa; Chordata; Actinopteri; Atheriniformes; Atherinopsidae.